Molecule: messenger RNA, 1841 nt
Organism: Chrysoperla carnea
Lineage: Eukaryota; Metazoa; Arthropoda; Insecta; Neuroptera; Chrysopidae
Product: zinc finger protein 501-like
Exons: 1
Coding region: 7-1125 (372 amino acids)
Biological process (GO): regulation of transcription by RNA polymerase II
Cellular component (GO): nucleus
Molecular function (GO): RNA polymerase II cis-regulatory region sequence-specific DNA binding; DNA-binding transcription factor activity, RNA polymerase II-specific
Source: RefSeq, a predicted model, not a curated record
GUUAAAAUGAAACAAGAACAAUUAAAUACAGAAAUAAUUAUCAAGGAUGAAAUAUUAGACGAACAAAUUUUAGAAGUCCAAUGUAUUUACGAUGAAGAGAAGCAAAAACCCUUUAUUUGUGGAGUUUGUGAUAAAACAUUUUCAACAAAACAGAAUUUUUCUCAACAUAAACGAAUUCAUACUGGAGAAAAACCUUUUCAGUGUGAAAAUUGUGAUCAAAGUUUUACACAACAGAGCAGUUUAAUAGUGCAUAAACGAACUCAUUCAGGUGAAAAACCUUUUAAGUGUGGUGAUUGUGAUAAAACUUUUACUCAACAAAGCCACUUGAUAUUACAUAAUCGAAUUCAUACCGGAGAAAAACCAUUUAAGUGUAUCGAUUGUGAUAAAGCAUUCACUACCAAACGUAGUUUAAUUAAUCAUAAACGACUUCAUACGGGAGAAAGACCGUUUAAUUGUGAUUUAUGUGAUAAAGCUUUUACAGCGAAAUAUGAUUUAAUUAAACAUAAACGAACUCAUACCGGAGAAAAAUCGUUUUCGUGUGUGGAUUGUGAUAAAAGUUUUACGCAACGUAGCAGUUUAAUCGUGCAUAAGCGACUUCAUUCAGGAGAAAGACCUUUUAAGUGUGAAAAUUGUGAGAAAACUUUUAAUCAUGAAGGAAAUUUAAUGAUACAUAAACGAAUUCAUACAGGAGAAAAACCUUAUCAAUGUGAUUUUUGUGAUAAAGCUUUUAUUACGAAACGUACUUUAAUUAAUCAUAAACGAACACAUUCAGGAGAAAGACCGUUUAAGUGUGAAGAUUGCGAUCAAACUUUUACGCAGCGAACGAGUUUAAUGGAACAUAAGCUACUUCAUACUGGGGAAAGACCUUUUCCAUGUGAUUUUUGUGAUAAAGCAUUUAUUAAUAAACGUAAUUUAAUUAAUCAUCGACGAAGUCAUACCGGGGAAAGACCUUUUAAGUGUGAUUUUUGUGAUAAACGAUUUACACUUAAACAUAAUUUAAUGAAUCACAAUCGAACUCACACUGUGGAAAAAUCGUUUUCCUGUGAAUUUUGUGAUAAAACUUUUAGCCAGCAAAGUGGUUUAAUUCAACAUAAAAUUGUUCAUUCAAAACGGAACAUAAUUUAAAAAAACAUUUAUUUUCCCAUAUUGGAUGAAAAUCUUUUUGCUUGCGUGUGUGAGAGAGAGAAAGGGAGAGAGAAAGUCCUGCUCGUCCGUGUUAGACACAGUCUAUGGCGGAGUUCCAGGAUGGUGGGUGCUUAGGUUCAAAUUCCCCUCCCGUACGUAUUAUUAAUUUGUCAUUUUAUAUAGUUUAACUUCAAAAUACAUUCAAACUUGGAUAAGCGAGAAAACUAUAAGUAAGAAUAUUUCCCAAGCUUUGACCUCUCAAAAACCUCUAUAAAUGAGAAAUAAAAUUCUGUCUAAGUGACAGUAAUUUUUCCUACCCUGACUUCUAUAACUGAGAGUCUUUCUUUCUUUCCUGUACCUCUAAAAGCGACAAUUCAACAUUUGCUACGUAUAGACUCAUUCUUUAUUUGUGUGUUAUUUUGUUUUUACGAAAACCUCUCUAAGUAAGACAGACUUCACCUGUUCUUUUAUAAUCUAGAAACUCGAAUUAGUGAGAAACCUCUAUAGCAAAACUAAAAUUUACAUUAUCUUCAACUGUCUCUUAACCAGGUUUGACUGUAAAUGGUUAUAAAUAUCAAAAAUCUAAAAAAAAAGGAGGAAAAUGAUAAAAUAAACUCCCUCCCCUCUCUGGGCGAAAUCCUGGAUCCGUCACUGGACGCAGUUACCCACCAGACAGCAUGGUCUAUUCUUGAUAUUUCUAAUUUCUUGUAAAUGUA